CCUCUUCUUUUCCUCUCUUCACUCUCUCUUUCUUUUCCUAAAAAUGGAGGACGCGUUCGAAGGCGCUGUUGGUAUCGACCUUGGAACCACCUACUCGUGUGUCGGUGUCUGGCAAAACGACCGUGUCGAGAUCAUUGCCAAUGACCAGGGUAAUCGGACAACGCCCUCCUACGUCGCUUUCUCCUCUGAGGAGCGCCUCAUUGGUGAUGCCGCUAAGAAUCAGGCCGCCAUGAACCCCCGCAACACGGUCUUCGACGCUAAGCGUCUCAUUGGUCGUCGUUACGACGACCCGGACGUCAAGAAGGACAUGACUCAUUGGCCCUUCGAGGUUGUCGAGAAGGAUGGUGCUCCGCUCAUCAAGGUUCAGUACCUUGGUGAGGAGAAGUCCUUUUCUCCUCAGGAAAUCUCUUCCAUGGUCCUCACGAAAAUGAAGGAAAUUUCUGAGGCGAAGUUGGGCAAGGAGGUUAAGAAGGCUGUAGUCACUGUUCCUGCCUACUUCAAUGACUCGCAGCGUCUUGCCACGAAGGACGCAGGUGCCAUUUCCGGCCUCGAGGUCCUCCGUAUCAUCAACGAGCCCACUGCGGCUGCUAUUGCUUACGGUCUUGACCAGAAGUCGGCCCAGGAGAAGCAUGUCCUAAUCUUCGAUCUUGGUGGUGGUACCUUCGAUGUCUCCCUCCUCAGUAUCACUGGUGGUGUUUUCGCCGUCAAGGCUACCGCUGGUGAUACUCACUUGGGUGGUGAGGACUUCGACAACAACCUUCUUGAGCACUUCAAGAAAGAAUUCCACAAGAAGACUAGUCACGAUAUCUCUGAGGAUCCCCGUGCCAUCCGUCGUCUUCGCUCCGCCUGCGAGCGUGCCAAGCGCACCCUGUCCAGCGUCACUCAGACUACCGUUGAGGUUGACUCACUCUUCCAAGGUGAAGACUUCUCUGCAAACAUAACUCGUGCUCGUUUCGAGGAGAUCAAUGCCACUCUCUUCAAGUCCACCGUCGACCCUGUUGAGCGAGUCCUGAAGGAUGCUAAGAUGGCGCGCGACAAGGUCGACGACAUCGUCCUUGUUGGUGGUUCGACUCGUAUCCCAAAGAUCCAGUCGCUUGUCUCGGAGUAUUUUGGUGGACGCCAGCUCAACAAGUCUAUCAAUCCGGAUGAGGCUGUUGCUUACGGUGCUGCCGUCCAGGCUGCCGUGCUCACUGGUCAGACCUCUGACAAGACCGCCGACCUCCUCCUUCUUGAUGUCGCUCCCCUUUCCCUUGGUGUCGCCAUGCAGGGUGACAUCUUCGGUGUCGUCGUUCCCCGUAAUACCCCCAUUCCCACCAACAAGUCUCGUGUCUUCACCACUGUCGAGGACAACCAGACGACUGUUACCUUCCCCGUCUACGAGGGUGAGCGCACCCAGUGCCGUGAUAAUCGUCUCCUUGGCGAGUUCGAGCUCACGGGCAUUCCCCCCAUGCCCCGUGGUCAAGCCGAGCUUGCUACUACCUUCGAGGUCGAUGCCAACGGUCUCCUCAAGGUCACCGCUCAGGACCGUGCCUCUGGCCGCAAGGCUCAGAUCAGCAUCACCAACUCUGUCGGCCGUCUUUCGUCCGCAGAGAUUGAGCAGAUGAUCAAGGAUGCUGAGCAGUUCAAGCAGGCCGACAAGGAUUUCUCCGCUCGCCACGAGGCGAAGUCUGACCUCGAGGCCUACAUUCACCAGGUCGAGAACACCAUCACCAGCCCUGAGCUCUCCAUGAAGCUCAGGCGUGGUGCCAAGGCCCAGGUUGAGGCUGAACUCGCCCGUGCUCUCGAGAAGCUUGAGAUCGAGGACUCGAGCUCUGAUGAGCUCAGGAAGGCGCAGCUGGGCAUCAAGCGUGCUCUCCAAAAAGCGACUGCCGGUAUCUCCCGGUAGAAUGCUGACCGUGUUGUGUUGCAUUGUUGUAGUCCCUUGCUCGCUCUUCGUCUCUUGUUGUGCUGUUGUCUUUGAUUCGGCUUGAAACAUUCUUUAUUCCCUGUACGAAUUGUAACACAUGAAUCAGACGGAUGAAAAAACC
This is a messenger RNA of Phanerochaete carnosa HHB-10118-sp, 2027 nucleotides long. RefSeq lists its product as uncharacterized. The record is from RefSeq and is a predicted model, not a curated record. Bases 44 to 1885 code for a protein of 613 amino acids. NCBI's taxonomy places the organism in Eukaryota, Fungi, Basidiomycota, Agaricomycetes, Polyporales, Phanerochaetaceae. Gene Ontology annotation, molecular function: ATP binding; ATP-dependent protein folding chaperone; misfolded protein binding. The transcript is spliced from 6 exons. Gene Ontology annotation, cellular component: nucleus; cytoplasm; cytosol. Gene Ontology annotation, biological process: vesicle-mediated transport; cellular response to unfolded protein; protein refolding.